Molecule: messenger RNA, 2583 nt
Organism: Lactuca sativa (garden lettuce)
Lineage: Eukaryota; Viridiplantae; Streptophyta; Magnoliopsida; Asterales; Asteraceae
Product: putative LRR receptor-like serine/threonine-protein kinase At4g37250
Biological process (GO): protein phosphorylation
Molecular function (GO): ATP binding; protein binding; protein kinase activity
Source: RefSeq, a predicted model, not a curated record
AAUUAUUUACUUAACUCAUCAUCACAUGGUAUUCUGCUCGGACUUAUUAUAGGUGUCAUAUAUCUCUUUCUCAUCUCCCUCUCUUUCUCCUACAGGAAAUGUGCGAUUCCUCCUCUGAAACAUCAUGACCUCCAUGAUCAUGAUCAUGAUCAACCCUCAUUCAUCCUUCAAAACCCUUCCAUUUCUUCUUCUUCUCAUUCUUCAUCAAUCUUCUGCACUUACAACUGAUGGCAUUCGUUUACUUUCUUUCAAAUACUCUGUUUUAAACGAUCCUUUAGGUGUUCUAGACACCUGGAGCUACACCGACGCCACUCCAUGUUCAUGGCAUGGCGUCGUCUGCGAGAACACAUGUGUCACCGGAGUAUCGCUUCCCAGUUCGGGACUCACCGCCACCAUUCCCGCCAAUCUGGGUUCGAUUCUACACCUUCGGGAAGUGAAUUUAUCGAAUAAUUCAAUCAGUGGGUCUAUUCCUUUGUCUUUGUACAAUGCACCUGAACUCGAGACUCUUGAUCUUUCCAAUAACUUGAUGUCCGGCGAGUUUGAGUUCGUCGGAGGGUGGCGGAGCUUAAGGUAUCUUAACAUGUCUGGUAACUCGUUGACGGGAAAGCUGCCGCAGAAUCUUGCAGCGCUUUCAAACUUAACGGUGGUUUCUUUGACUGGUAAUCAGUUUUCCGGUGAACUUCCUUCUGGGUUUGAGUCUGUUGAAGUUUUGGAUCUGUCAAAAAACUCCAUCACCGGUUCGUUACCGGAAAAGUUCGGUAGUGGUGAUCUUGUUUACUUUAACAUUUCACACAACAAUCUCUCCGGCGAGAUACCGCCGGAAUUCGCGAUCAAAGUUCCAAUAACCGCGACAAUUGAUUUGUCAUUCAAUAAUCUCAAAGGAGCAAUCCCCGAAUCCGACAUUCUCGUCAACCAAGACGAAGAAUCAUUCGCCGGAAACCCAGAGCUUUGCGGGAAGCCAUUAAAAAACCUCUGCGAAUCCUCCUCUUCGUCGACCACCGGACCCAACUCCACAACAUUCACUCCAGCUAUCGCCGGAAUCCCUCAAUCGUUCCCCUCAACUCCUUCACACAACUCUUCAAAUUCAAAAAGCCGAUUCAAAACCAGCACAAUCAUCGGAAUCGUCGUCGGAGACAUCGCCAUUGUCGCAGUUUUAGCUCUGGUUUUCAUCUACAUAGUGAAAAAACGACGAGGGGCUCCAUCAAAUCGCCAUCAAGACGAAGCUAAAGCUUCAAACAGGGAAUACGAUUGGGGGUCAUCAGAAGAAGAACACAAAUGGCUACGUUCAUGGGCAUGUUUAAUGAAGAGAAGAAACACCGGAGGAGAAGAUGAAGAAGAAGGAGAAGAAGAAUCAAGCCAAAACUCAAGCUCGGAAAACUCCGACACCGAAAGUAGGCCACCGGAAACCAUUAAACUCGACAAUCCGGUAACUAAAGAUGUCGAAAAGAGGGGAUUAGUGACUGUUGAUGGUGGUGAAAAGGAGCUAGAGCUUGAGACAUUGUUGAAAGCUUCUGCAUAUAUUCUUGGCACAACCGGUUCGAGUAUAAUCUACAAGGCGGUUUUGGAAGAUGGAACUAUGUUAGCGGUUCGUCGGAUCGGAGAAAACGGGUUAGACCGGUUUAAGGAUUUUGAGAACCAGGUUCGGGUUAUAGCGAAGCUGGUCCAUCCGAAUCUGGUUCGGAUCCGUGGGUUUUAUUGGGCUGCGGAUGAGAAGCUUGUAAUCUACGACUACGUUCCCCAUGGCAGCUUGGCUAAUGCACGUUACAAGAAAGUUGGUUCUUCCCCUUCUCCGCUACCAUGGGAAGUGAGGCUCAAGAUAGCAAAGGGCACGGCUCGUGGACUAUUGUACAUCCAUGAUAAGAAACAAGUCCACGGAAAUCUCAAACCAAGUAACAUUUUACUAGAAUCCGAUAUGGAGCCCAAGAUAGGAGAUUUCGGGCUUGAAAGACUGCUAGCAGGCGAUCAAAGUUACAAAGUAGGUGGAUCAACUCGAAACUUUGGUAGCAAAAGGUCAAAUACCUCUCGAGAAAGUUUCCCAGAUAUCGUGAUGGGGUCAAACCCGAGCCCUAGCCCAAGUUCCAUGGGGUGCAUUUCACCAUAUUAUGCCCCAGAGUCUCUAAGAAGCCUAAAGCCUAGUCCAAAGUGGGAUGUGUACUCGUAUGGUGUGGUGUUGCUUGAACUUUUGACUGGGAAGGUUAUUAUAUCAGAUGAGUUUGGUCCGGCUAGCAUGACGUGGAGCUCCACGCUGACAGUUGAAGAGAAGAAAAAGGUGUUGCGGAUGGUUGAUGUGGCGAUUCGUGCUGACUUGGAGGGUAAAGAGGAUGCCUUGUUGGCACUACUAAGAGUGGCUUAUGGUUGUAUAUCACCUGUCCCACAAAAGAGACCACAUAUGAAAGAGGUGGUCCAUGCUCUUGACAAGUUCCCUUUGGCUUCUUUUUCAUAUUAUUAGGAAAAUGGGAAAUUAUAUUAUUAGGAAAUGGGAAAAUUGUAGAAAUAGAUAUGUAUUUAUGGUUGGGAAAAUAAUAAUUAUAUGUUUUUUUUUAAUAUAAUGUUUAUCUUCAAAUUAUAACUUAUUAAUCGCUA